Molecule: messenger RNA, 2658 nt
Organism: Sebastes umbrosus (honeycomb rockfish)
Lineage: Eukaryota; Metazoa; Chordata; Actinopteri; Perciformes; Sebastidae
Product: kelch repeat and BTB domain-containing protein 12-like
Exons: 10
Coding region: 244-2091 (615 amino acids)
Molecular function (GO): protein binding
Source: RefSeq, a predicted model, not a curated record
UAUUUUAAACCUUUUGACCAGUGAGCAUUGCUAUUCCCCCUCACUCACAGGCAACAACUAGCACAGAAGAACACAAGACAGACCUGCCAGCAAACAAAAACAGUCUGUGAAGAGUAGUUUAAGAUAUUAAUGCCGAUGUCACCUCAAUUCAGAAAUGUAUGAAUCCUGGCUCUGGAUCAGGACACCACUGGGUCUUCCUCUCUAUGCUGACAAAAGUGGGACAGACAUCCAGAACAAGAGUCCAUGGAGGAUCCACUGCUGAGCUCUGCUCAGGCAGAGCAUGGCUCACUUCUGCUCAGGCAGCUGGAGAGGAUGAGAGCAGCCGAGGAGCUCACUGAUGUGGUGCUGCUGGCAGAGGGAGUUCCCUUUGCUUGCCACAAGGUGGUGCUGUCUGCAUUCAGCCCUUACUUCCAGGCCAUGUUUACAUGUGGUCUGAAGGAGACACGGGGAGGAGAGGUACCUCUCAGAGACACACCUGCCCAGAGCCUGGAGCUGCUACUGGACUACAUGUACCAAGCUGAACUCCACCUUUCCAACGACAACAUCCAGGAAGUGGCUGCUGCUGCCUUCCUGCUCCAUGUAGACGGAGCCUUCAGGUUGUGUCAGAGCCACAUGGAGGCUCGUAUGGACCCUUCCAACUGUGUCGGUCUGUACCACUGGGCCAGAAACCUGGGGGCCGCUGGUCUGGCCGACUGCGCUCUGAGAUACCUCUGCCAACACUUUGCACAGGUCUGUGAGGAAGAAGAAGUGCUGGAGCUGGAUGCCCAAAGUCUUGGGGAUCUGCUGCGUUCAGAUGACCUCAACGUAUCGCAGGAGGAGGUUGUGCUGGAGCUGGUGCUGCGUUGGGUGGAGAGGCGAAGGGGGGACUCGCAGAGAGAAGCCCAGGCUGUGGAGUUACUCAGGCGGGUCCGGCUGGAACUUGUGGACCCUGGAUUCCUCCGUAAAGCCAGGAGGAGAAACCCGGUACUGCUGAGGGAUGCUGAGUGCUUUGGGAUGAUUGACGCUGCUCUCCAGACCUCAGGCCUCUGUGAGGCGUCAGCUCCACCUCGGCCGGCCCUCCGUUACGGCAUGGAGACCACUGACCUGCUGCUCUGCUUGGGUGGGGUGAAUAAGGAGGGAGUCCCUGCCCGCCGUGGAGGACUUGCUGACCUCAGUUUUUGCUUUGCCCCCCACGGUAGAAGGACUUACUACAUCCCCUCUCCACUGAGGGGCUGUGGAGGUGUGGGGCAGAUCACAGCUGGGGCAGUGACACAAGACAACAACAUAGUGGUGGCCAUAGAGGCAGAAGACCAACACAGGAGGAAGAGGGUGGAUAUCUGCAGGUACGAUCAUUCGGAGGAGAACAGCUGGGUGGAGCUGUGCUCCACAGCGUACAGGGACAUGUAUGCUUUAGGCGUGUUAGGCGAUGCCCUGUAUAUGAUAGGAGGUCAGAUGAAAGUGGGUAAUCACUACAUCAUCACAGACAGUGUGGAGAGAUGGUCGCUGAAGAGAGGAGGCAGCUGGCUCAGCUUCGCCCCUCUGCCUCUCCCCUUAGCCUGCCACUGCUCCGUCAGCCUGAAGGAGCAUCUCUAUGUGCUGGGGGGCUGGACACCACAGCACCAGCCAGACGAAGACCCUGACAAACUGAGCAACCGUGUGUUUCAGUUUGAACCCGGCAAGGACCGGUGGAUUCAGUGUGCAAGGAUGAAGUACUCCAGGUACCGCUGCAGCACGGCCGUCCUCAACGGAGAAAUUUACAUACUAGGGGGUAUAGGAUGUGAUGGAGAGGACUGUGGACAAUCACGUCGCUGCCUGAGCUCCGUGGAGAUCUAUAACCCAGACACAGACACCUGGAGGGCGGGACCGACCCUGCCCACUCCUUUACUCACCCUCCGAACCAACGCCUCCAAUAUAGGAGCAGUGGAGGGCAAGCUCUACCUCUGUGGAUACUACAAGGGGGCCGGCCGUCAUGAGAUCAUCACCAAGGAGAUUUUGGAAUUGGAUCCUGCAGACAAUGUGUGGACGGUGGUGGAGAGACGAGCAGCCGUGCAUGACAGCUAUGACGUCUGUCUGGUGGCUAACCUCAAUCCUCGAGACCUCUUCACACCCUGAUUCAUCUCCUCCUGACUCCGAGCAACAAUGCUUCGGAGCCAGGAUGUGUGGGAAAUGUGCAUCUGCUCUCUUGGACUCGGACAUGUAUCAACAGCAAGGUUGUGGUCAUGGUUAAAAGAAACCAGUGUUGUCUGUUGGGAGGAGGCACACACUUCCUCCACCUUUUCUUCUGACAGACAACAGUCACGGAUCACAUGACCACAAGACGUUGAUUAAAAUAUUUGGCGUUUUAAAGGAAGAGCUUGCCAUUUGGGGGAAUAUGCGUAUUCGCAGGCAAGAUGUUUCCCUCUGAUUCCAGUGUUUGUGCUAAGCUAAGCUAAGCAUCUCCUGGCUCCAGCUUCAUAUUGAACAGAUGACCAUGAGAGUGGUACCGAUCUUCUCAUUUAACUCUCAGCAAGUAGGUGAAAAAACAUAUUACACAAAAUGUCAAACUAUUUCUUUAAGCAAUUUUUUGUUCCCACAUUUGAAACACGUUCUCAUCCCAACUCGUCACAUACUGACGCUGUCAAGAUCUUGCUGUCACUUAACGGUCGCAGUAAACACGUGCUUAAUGUUGUGAAUUAAACA